This is a messenger RNA of Strigops habroptila (Kakapo), 2681 nucleotides long. Its product is annotated as pancreatic alpha-amylase-like. NCBI's taxonomy places the organism in Eukaryota, Metazoa, Chordata, Aves, Psittaciformes, Psittacidae. Gene Ontology annotation, molecular function: alpha-amylase activity; cation binding. The transcript has 11 exons. Bases 863 to 2554 code for a protein of 563 amino acids. The record is from RefSeq and is a predicted model, not a curated record. Gene Ontology annotation, biological process: carbohydrate metabolic process.
UUCCACAUAACAUGUUACAUAGUUUGCAUAUUUGUUAUCCCUCCAUAUCUUUGGAAAUUGACAGCUAAGAGGGACCCAAUUUCAAACUGAGAAUCACUUUUAUUGUCUAGGACUCCAACUGCUUCUGUUUUGUUCCUUAAAUGUAUCUCCCUACUUGAUACAAGACUGAAGAGAACAUAUCUGCCAUUGUAAAUACUUUGGUCUUCUUAAGUAGCUUACAUCGCUCCCGUUCCUAAGGUAGGACAAACACUUGAGUCCUGUGACUCCUCCCUGGGUCUUUUACUCCAGCCUAGCAAUUGGGUUCUGGCAUGAGAUCCUUUUAUGUUAUAUGCAGACAAAUAUUUACUCUAGUUGUCAUUUUUACUGUUCUGAAAGAAAUGAAACAUUAUUCUGAUAAUGACAAACAUUAAAGUAGAAAAUACUAGUUAAUCCACUGUAGCCUUCAAAAUGUGGAACCCUUCCUUGUGCUAACACAUUUUUAGUCCGUAUCUGAAUGGAGCCACUUUACAAAACUCUGUGACUCGAGUUGUUGCACAUAAAAAGGUGUCUGUAAUAGAGUAAACGUGUAAUACAUCCUAACAACCACGUUGAGUUACAAAUACAGAACCAAGCUAUUAAAAUAUUGCAUAAAAGGCUAACUAAAUAUUCCGUGCAGGGGAGUAGGAUAACCGCGAGGUGGUGCUAUACUCACAAAAAUAAGUGAGCUAAGUGUAUAUGUGGAGAGAUUUCCUUUCUCAAAUCUCGAGAACAAAUAUAUUCCAGAAUGUAAUCUUAUCUUGAAUUAACAUGUUCACGUGUGAUGUAAAGCUUUCAGAUAUUAGUUUAUUUUACCGUAUAACAGUUUCUCGCUGGCAAACCUGGCAUGGGGCUGAGGGCCUGGAACUUGCUGCACCGGGUACCGCAGUACUUCCGCUCCCCUCCGCGCCGCUCUGCGUCAGCGGAAAGGGCUGAGCUCUCGUCGCUGCUGCCCCAGCAGCCGUCGGCUGGUGGGGGGUGGGUUGCUGCCGCUGGGGCCCGCUGGAAAGGACACAGGCAAGCCCCGACAUGGCUUUGCUGGGCACAGUACAACCCUAAUACUCUCCCUGGGAGGACAUCUGUUGUACAUCUCUUUGAAUGGCGCUGGGCCGAUAUUGCUCUUGAGUGUGAGCGCUAUUUAGCUCCUAAUGGAUUUGGAGGAGUUCAGAUUUCACCUCCAAAUGAAAAUGUUAUCAUUACUGACCGCUGGCAACCCUGGUGGGAAAGAUACCAGCCCAUCAGCUACAAGCUGUGCACACGAUCUGGAAAUGAAACUGAAUUUAGAGACAUGGUGACCAGAUGCAACGAUGUUGGAGUACACAUUUAUGUGGAUGCAGUAAUCAACCAUAUGUGUGGAGCUAAUGCUGGUGCUGGCAACCAUGCUACUUGUGGAAGCUAUUUCAGUGCAAAGACUGAAAAUUUUCCAGCUGUGCCGUAUUCUGGCUUCGACUUUAAUGAUGGUAAAUGUAAAUCUCAAAGUGGAGACAUUGAGGAUUAUCAUGAUAUAACUCAGGUCCGAGACUGUCGCUUGACUGGCCUUCUUGAUCUGGCCCUGGAGAAGGACUAUGUACGCUCAAAAGUUGCUGAGUACAUGAACCAUCUCAUUGAUAUUGGCGUAGCAGGCUUCCGAAUUGAUGCUGCCAAGCAUAUGUGGCCUCAAGAUGUGAAAGCAAUUUUAGACAAGCUGAAAGAUCUAAAUACUAAAUGGUUUUCUGCAGGAACUAAACCUUUCAUUUACCAGGAGGUAAUUGACUUGGGUGGAGAGCCGAUCACAGGCAGUGACUACUUUGAGAACGGCCGAGUGACAGAAUUCAAAUACGGUGCCAAACUGGGGACGGUGAUCCGCAAGUGGGAUGGAGAAAAGAUGGCUUACUUAGUGAACUGGGGAGAAGGCUGGGGCUUUGUGCCUUCCGACAGAGCCCUGGUUUUUGUGGAUAAUCACGACAACCAGCGGGGGCACGGGGCCGGUGGAGCUUCCAUUCUGACCUUCUGGGACUCCAGGCUUUAUAAGAUGGCAGUUGGUUUCAUGCUCGCUCAUCCGUAUGGGUUCACGCGUGUGAUGUCGAGUUUUCGCUGGCCAAGAAAUUUUGUAAACGGAGAGGAUGUCAAUGACUGGGUUGGACCACCAAGCGAGUCGGAUGGCUCGACAAAGGCCGUUACAAUCAACGAAGACACUACCUGUGGCAAUGACUGGGUUUGUGAACAUCGCUGGCGUCAAAUCAGGAACAUGGUUGUCUUCCGUAACGUGGUGGACGGUGAGCCGUUCUCCAACUGGUGGGACAACGACAGCAACCAAGUAGCUUUUGGCCGUGGCAGUAAAGGCUUCAUCGUUUUCAAUAAUGAUGACUGGGAUAUGAACGUCGAUUUGCAAACUGGGCUGCCUGCUGGUACCUACUGUGAUGUUAUUUCUGGAGAUAAGGAGGACAACCGAUGCACUGGAAGCCAGGUGUAUGUUUCUGAGGAUGGACUGGCUAAUUUCCAGAUUAGUAGCCAGGCUGAAGAUCCAUUCAUGGCAAUUCACGUUAAUGCCAAGUUGUAGCUCGGGAGAAACGUCCUUCUCCGUUUGGUCUCUGCGUUACCGUUUCCCCCGCAACUGGUGACUCCCUGGUGUUUGAGCAGGAGUGAUUCUCUGUAUCUAGUGAAUAAUAAAUGGCAAGCAAAUUGAA